Striga asiatica is the source of this 1941-nucleotide messenger RNA. NCBI's taxonomy places the organism in Eukaryota, Viridiplantae, Streptophyta, Magnoliopsida, Lamiales, Orobanchaceae. The record is from the annotation of a GenBank genome assembly.
AAAAAAUAUUAAAUAACGCAAGAAUCUUCUACUGGCCUGAGCCUUUGAUAUGUACCCAUCAAUACAUAUUUGGACUACUACUGUACAAUUACCUCAAUUGUACUUCACCCUACAGCAAUAUUUAGCACCACACAUUCACAAAUAUACAUGUUCAAUUAGCUAGCUAUAUAACUAGCUAGAGAGCACAAUGGCUAAAAAUAAUUACUUAAGUACACAAUAGCCCAACAGCCCAUACAAAAAGGUUAAAGAGAGUAAGAAAAGAAAAUGGUCAAGGAGAGCAAAGGCCAUGCCAUAAUGAUCUCAGUCCCAUACCAAGGACACAUUAACCCCUUCACAAAUCUUGCCCUCAAGCUUGCCUCCAAGGGCUUUACCAUAACUUUCGCUCAUCUCGAAUUUGUUGACCAACGAUUGUCCAAAUCCCACACCAACACUAACGGCAACACUAAAGCCGAUCCCUUUUCCAAAUCCCGAGAGUCGGGACUCGACAUUCGCUACACGACUAUUACUGAUGGUUUGCCUUUGGAAUACGAUCGGGAGCUCCACUUUGUGGAGUAUUGGAAUACCAUAUUGCGCGAUUUCAUGGGCCAUGUUGACGAAUUUGUCGGGAAAAUGUUUCGAUCCGACCCGAACGCAACGUAUUUCUUGGUAACCGACACUAUCUAUCCGUGGGCUUCAAUCAUUGCCGAGAAGUACGGUAUUGUGAGCGUCUCGUUUUGGACUCAACCGGCCUUGGUGUUCACCACGGGUUAUCAUUGGAACCUUCUCACUGAAAGGGGUCAUUUACCAUAUCAAGAUAAAUUUGAGGAAAUAGAUUAUAUCCCGGGAGUGAAGUCGAUACACACGAAUGAUUUGGCGUCAUAUGUUAAGGACCCGGUAGAAAGUGUAUUCUACAAGGUUUUAUCUCCGGCAUUCGAGCGAGUGAAGAAAGCUGAUUUUAUUUUACACAACACCGUCGAAGAAUUAGAACCGGACGUACUAUCAGCUCUCAACCAAUACCAGCCCAACUACGCAAUUGGCCCGAUCAAUUUCUCGGUAAAAAACGCCAUUAGCAAGAGCUUAUGGUCCGAGUCCGACUGCACCCGAUGGCUCGAGUCCAAGUCCCCUGGCUCGGUUCUUUACGUCUCGUUCGGUAGCUUUGUUCACACUAGCAAGGAGAUUAUCGACGAAAUAGCGUAUGGGCUUCUUUUAAGUGGAGUGGACUUCAUAUGGGUUGUUCGUGAACGUAUACUCGAUACUCUUGAUGAUAAGGUUUUGCCUGUUGGGUUCGAAAACGAGGUUAAGGAUAAAGGGUUAGUGGUCUCGUGGUGUGACCAAAUUAGAGUUCUUUCUGACCCUGCGGUCGGGGGAUUUUUCACGCACUGCGGGUGGAAUUCGACUAUGGAGAGCAUAUGGUGUGGGGUGCCCAUGAUUUGUUACCCGGUCGCAUUUGAUCAAGUUACUAAUAGGAAGCUCGUGGUCGAUGAUUGGAAAAUCGGGAUUAAUCUAUGUGAUCACGGGUUAUCGGUUGAUAGGAAUGUGGUUGCCGAAAGGAUAAAGGCCUUAAUGUGCGAGGGUUCCGUCUCGAAGAGUUUGAAGGUGGACUCGGGAAAAUUGAAGUUGGCGAUGCGCAAGGCGUUGGAAGUUGAUGGGUCGUCGGAGAGGAAUUUCGACCGGUUUGUGAAUGAUUUGGAGGGUAAAUUGCAUGGUGGCAAAAAGAUUUGGUAAUCAGAUAGACGAAAUGGAAGGGGUAAUUAAUGAAUGUUAUGUAUGAUUGAUGAUUAUAUGUCCAUGAAUUAGGAUUGGUUUCUUGAAAAUGUGUUGUAUUGUAUUGUCAUCUCAUGAAGGACUAUGUACGACAGUUGUGUGUUCAUUGUUUUUUUUAUUUUUGUUUUUUAAAUCCAAAGCAAAUGCUAUUGUAAUUCACAUGCUUGGAAAAUGGUAUUUUUUUUUUCGAAAUGAUAG